AUGAGAGGAAGAGUAAAGACUGAAGAGGCUAUCAUAAUAAGGUUAAUAGAUUAUCAAAUAAUAUAGCAUAAUGGAAACUAGAAAAAAGAAGGGGAAAAUAUUUGCUUUUAUCAAUAAAUUAUUGAUUUGGUUAUAUUAGCACAUCUUUUAAAAAUAAUUAAAAAUUUUAUUUUUAUAUUUGUUAUUAACUUUAGAUAAAAAAAAAUUGAAUAAAAUAUAAAACCUGAUCUACUUAAAGAUGAUUACUGGAUCAAAAUAUUUUUUAUUUUACAAGAGAAGACUAAAAAAAAUAUCAAAUAAUCAGUUUUGAAUUUAUAAAGGCACAAGAAAUGGAUUAAAUGGAUAAUAAUAUUGGAAUAAAGUGAAUGGUAAAGGGAACUUACUUAUGGUAUUUAAAUCCAAAAGUGAUUAUAUCUUUGGAGCAUACUCUCCUUGUAAAUGGGAAUCAAAUAAGAAUAAUUAUGUGGAAGAUAAUACAUUAUCAUCUUUUAUAUUUUUAUAAACUCAUGAUUAAGUUUAUCCUUUGAAGUAAGAUUAAAAAUAAUAUGCUAUUUAUUCUAGUUCAAGUUAUGGACCUAUAUUUGGAUAGGGACAUGAUAUUUAUAUAACUAGUGAUUUUACUAAUGGUAAUUCUAGAUUAGGUUAUUCAUAUUAAUUUAGUUAAUACAAGGAUAGAAAUGAUGAUCCAUAUUUAUAUGGAUAAAAAAUUCUUGAGUAUUUAGUAUUUGUUUUAGGAAAUUUCUAAUAAGAUUCUUCAUUUAAUAAUUGA
This is a messenger RNA of Paramecium sonneborni, 769 nucleotides long. Lineage: Eukaryota; Ciliophora; Oligohymenophorea; Peniculida; Parameciidae. The record is from the annotation of a GenBank genome assembly.